CACGGAGAGGAGGGAGGCGAGCGUAGAGGAGGGAGGGCGAAGAAUAAAUCCGUACUCCGUAAUCAUUAGAGCUCACAAGCCCUUCCUGUGACACGCUGCCGCCGUGUUGCUGUCAGGAUUGCGAGAGCCCUGCUGAUGCUGGACAGCGGGGCACAGGUGGGACGGGGGGCCGAGAGAGAAACCAAAGACGGGACAGGAAGUAAGGCAUCAAGACCCCCCCCACCAAAAAACAGUUGAAAGGAAUCUUCCCAAGUCAGACGGCGGUCUUGCUCACAUCUGUCCCCCGCACCGUCGCCAUCUGUCCGGCUCGCUUUGAUGGAGCUGGAGCGACGGGGGAGGGCGAGGAGGGGAGGCUGGACGACGGGGAGCGGGGGUCACCCUGAAGCAUCAGCCUGAGAAGGACAGGUGUCCCUACACCAAGAUGGAGUACCGCUCAGAGGAGGAUUUGUUUUGCUAAGUUCCUGGCAGCUCUUUGCAGGUCUGUUUCCCUUCCAAGCAUCCGAGCCAAGACUGGAAUUGUUUUUCCCCUGGAGGUGGCCGAACAGCUUUCAAAUAAAAACCUUUGAGUGCUCAGAGCACCCGGGGACCUUUUACCUGCAAUCUCUUCCUUGAGCCACAUGUCUCACCUUCCCAAGCGGACUAUUUAGCCAAAAGUGAGUGUGAAGAGCCACCAUGUGUUAAUUUGCACGCUGUGAUAUCGCUCCAUCACGCCGCAUCACCCCCCCGGCCCCCACCUCCCCUUUCUCUCCUCCUCAGCAGCCAGAGAUAAUGUGACCUUCUGCCAAAAUGCUGGAAACCAUGCCACCACCGUCACAGCGGGCUCCUCUGUUGCUGCUACUCAAAUAGACUCAAACAAGUGCAGGAGGAGGAAAACGAAGACGCCGGAAAGGGCGAAGGAUAGAGAGAGAGAGAGAGAGCCAGCCAGACAGGCGAAUUAAGCGGAGGCUCAAGGAGAGGAAUGAGCGCUGACAGUUCCGGGCUGGAUGAGGAUCGCCGACACAGGCAGUAGGUGACUGAGAUGGGCGUUCGCUUGAGCGCCUCCUUGUGGUGGCCUCCGCCGUCGCUGCCGCUGCUGCUGCUGUUGCUCGCUAGCGCCGCCCCCCGCUGCUCCGCCCGGCCCUUCGGGCUCCCGACGCCCGCCGUGAACGUGGCGGUGGUCUUCAGUGGCUCGGCCUACCAGUCAGAGAUCAAGGGGCGGCUGAGUCGUGAGAACUUCAUGGACCUGCCUCUGGAGGUCAACCCCAUCACUGUGCUGGUGAACAACACCAACCCCCGAGCGCUGCUCACCCGCAUCUGCGACACGCUGGCCGCUAACCGCGUCCACGGCGUGGUCUUUGAGGACAACGUGGGCUCCGAGGCCGUGGCCCAGAUCCUGGACUUCAUCUCCGCUCAGACCGGCGUGCCCAUCGUGGGGAUCAGCGGAGGCUCCGCCGUCGUCUUGCCGUACAAGGGCGAGGGUUCCAACUUCCUGCAGCUGGGCUCGUCUAUCGAGCAGCAGAUCAACGGCGUGUUCAAGGUGAUGGAGGAGUACAACUGGGACAGCUUUGUGGUGGUCACCAGCCUGUACCCGGGCUACGAGGCCUACGUGGACUACGUCAAGGCCUACAUCGACAGCAGCUACUUCAUAUGGGAGCUGCAGGACGUGCUGACCUUCGACAUGUCGGCCGACUCCUCCAACGAUAUGCGGGCGCGGCGGCUGCUGCAGCAAAUCGACGCCCAGGUGCUGUUGCUUUACUGUUCCCACGAGGAGGCCCGCUACCUCUUCAGCAUGGCGGCCGAGGCCGGGCUGGUGGGGCCGGGCUACAUCUGGAUUCUCCCGAGCCUGGCGGUGGGCAACCCUGACGUGCCGCCGCCCGACAGCUUCCCGGUGGGACUCAUCAGCAUCAUCAGCGACCGCUGGAGGCUGAGCCUGAGGAAGCGGGUGCGCGACGGCGUGGCCAUCGUGGUCAAGGGCGUGCAGAGCUACCGCAAGCAGAGGGGUUUUUUGCCCGAGGCCCACAACGACUGCCACAAUCCCGUCAAGACCUCCGCCACCAACGACACGGUCUUCAGACACAUGCUGAACGUGAGCUGGGAGCAGAACGACUUCUCCUUCAACGCCAACGGCUACCUGGUCAACCCGGCAAUGAACAUCAUCUCUCUGGACCGGGAGAGGCAGUGGGACAAGGUGGGAGUGUACGAGAUGAACAUCCUCCAGAUGAGGUACCCGGUGUGGCCCCGCUACGGCUCCUACCUGGAGCCCGUGUCUGACUACAGGCACCUCACGGUGGCCACGCUGGAGGAGCGUCCCUUUGUCAUCGUGGAGGCCGUGGACCCGCUGACCGGAACCUGCGUCAGCAACACCGUGCCGUGCAGACGACAGUCCAACAAGACCGAAACCAUCGUGGGCCACACAGAGCCGUACACCAAACUGUGCUGCAAAGGUUUCUGCAUCGACAUCCUCAAGAAGCUGUCGCGCAACAUCAAGUUCUCCUACGACCUCUACCUCGUCACCAACGGCAAGCACGGCAAGCUGGUGCGCGGCAUCUGGAACGGCAUGAUCGGAGAGGUAUUCUACAAGCGUGCAGACAUGGCCAUCGGCUCGCUGACCAUCAACGAAGAACGCUCGGAGAUUAUCGACUUCUCUGUGCCGUUCGUGGAGACGGGCAUCAGUGUCAUGGUGGCCAGGAGUAAUGGCACCGUCUCGCCAUCUGCCUUCUUAGAGCCGUACAGUCCGGCCGUGUGGGUGAUGAUGUUCGUCAUGUGCCUCACCGUGGUCGCCAUUACCGUCUUCGUCUUUGAAUACUGCAGUCCGGUGGGCUACAACCGCAGCCUGGUGACAGCCAAAGAUCCCGGCGGUCCCACCUUCACCAUCGGCAAGUCGGUGUGGCUUCUUUGGGGAAUCGUCUUCAACAACUCAGUGCCCAUCGAGAACCCCAAAGGCACCACCAGCAAGAUCAUGGUGCUGGUGUGGGCUUUCUUUGCCGUCAUCUUCCUGGCGUCCUACACGGCCAACCUGGCCGCCUUCAUGAUCCAGGAGCAGUACAUCGACACUGUGUCCGGGCUCAGCGACAAGAAGUUCCAGAAGCCUCAGGAGCAGUACCCUCCGUUUCGCUUCGGCACGGUGCCCAACGGCAGCACGGAGCGCAACAUCCGCAGCAACUACCCCGAGAUGCACUCGCACAUGGUCAAGUACAACCAGAAGGGGGUGGAGGAUGCCCUAAACAGCCUCAAGACCGGGAAACUGGACGCCUUCAUCUACGACGCCGCUGUGCUCAACUACAUGGCGGGAAAAGACGAGGGCUGCAAACUGGUCACCAUCGGCAGCGGCAAAGUCUUCGCCACCACAGGCUACGGCAUCGCUCUGCAGAAGGACUCCCGCUGGAAGAGGCCCAUCGACCUGGCCCUGUUGCAGUUCUUGGCCGACGGCGACACCCAGAAGCUGCAGACGGUGUGGCUGACGGGCAUCUGCCGCAACGAGAAGAAGGAGGUGAUGAGCAGCAAGCUGGACAUCGACAACAUGGCGGGUGUCUUCUACAUGCUGCUGGUGGCCAUGGGCCUCAGUCUGCUGGUCUUCGCCUGGGAGCAUCUGCUCUACUGGAAGCUGCGCCACUCGCUACCAAAGUCCCAGCGCCUCGACUUCCUCCUGGCAAUCAGCAGGGGCAUUUACAGCUGCUUCAACGGUGUGGAGCAGACGGAUCGCAACGGCAGCAUCCAGAGCCCCGAUGUCACCAGCAACUACUCGCAGGCUAACAUGCUAAAGAUGCUAAAGACGGCGAAGGACAUGGUGUCGUCCGCCCGGGUGGAGAACUCCCUGGACAGCGCCACCAAGACCCUGGAGAGCUGGAGCCGGCGAGGGGCAGCGGCAGACAACGCCCGGGCCGGCCUCCCGCCCCGCGUGGCUGCCGACGUGGCGCACUGCCGCCUGCCCUACGUGACCAGCAUCGCCGACAACCACAUGCCCUACCCGGUGAGGAGCCGGACCCCAACCUUCCCCAUCCACUACGGGGAUGGCGCCGCCCAGCCCCUCCUGGACAAAACGCGGGUGAUCACGCGACCCACACCAAUGCGCUACACGCUCCCCGCCCGCAACAACCUCCUGGAGAGGACGCUGCCCAUCUCCAGCCUCAGCAGCCCCCACCUCGCCAUGCCCGACGUGUCGCCCAGCGCCCAGCCCCAUCACGCCGGCCGGCUCUAUGUGGAGAACCCGGUGCGCCACCCAGCAUCACCUUUCGUCACCUACCGGGAAAUGCAGGUUCCCGGCAUCUAUGUGGAGCAUCGAGCCCCCCUGAGGAGGAAGCUGAGCUACCCGCCUGACUGCGGGGGCCGCAGGAGACGCAGCUACGUGCUCGAGUCCCCCGACCUGAGGUCGAGGGCCGACUACGACGAGCCGCGAUCCUGCCUGGCCGAGCUCAGAGCCAACCAGCUGAUGAAAAGCCACACCCCUUGCACCACCCCGGGACACUACCCGAGUACAGCCGCCAGCUGCAACUCCUGCAUGAAGUCGUACCUGGAAGCCGAGAUGGACAACGUCCCCCUGCUGGGCAAGGACAAACUCAACCGCAGAGCCUCUUUCCUUAAAGCUACCUGGGGCAACGAGCGCAUCCGGCAGGUGGACGAUACUAAGCCGUCCACCUCCGCCUCGCCCCGCCCCGCCGACGUGCCCGACCUAUUCCCGCGGGUGGUGGUGCCGGCCGGCGCCAAGCCCCACAGGUUGUACGGCAGCCUGGGACACAAUCUGUCCUGCUACCCGCUGGCCGCCGAGCCCGCCUACUUGGACCCAGCCCACAUGGGCUCAUACCCUUACAAGCAGAAACUCAAGUACGCCGACCCCACUCGGCUACCGUCGUACCGGGAGGCUGUCCUGCAGAACCCCGCCGCCCUGCGCCGCUCCUCGGCCACAUUGGUGCACAGACACUACUCCACCUACCUGAACUCUUACUCGGACCUGCCGGUGUACGUCACGCCGCCGAGCCAGUUCUACAACAGCCCCAAAGACCUGUGCCACCUGUUGCCGUGCGCCACCCACUGCCCGGACCACGGCCCCGCCCGGCCCGUGGCCUACCAGAACAGUGUGUUCGGGGCCGAGCGGGACGAGCCCCUCUCGACUGGCAGGGCACGUCGGCAGGUGUUGGUGGCGCGCCGGGUCAACAGUCCGUUUGUGCCAAAACCCUGGGGGAGGGUCUCCAGCCUGGAGUCAGAAGUGUGA
Messenger RNA from Syngnathus acus (greater pipefish), 5188 nucleotides. It is a transcript of the gene grin2ca, whose product is annotated as glutamate receptor, ionotropic, N-methyl D-aspartate 2Ca. Gene Ontology annotation, biological process: excitatory postsynaptic potential; synaptic transmission, glutamatergic; monoatomic ion transport. Gene Ontology annotation, cellular component: postsynaptic membrane; plasma membrane; postsynaptic density membrane. The record is from RefSeq and is a predicted model, not a curated record. Gene Ontology annotation, molecular function: transmitter-gated monoatomic ion channel activity involved in regulation of postsynaptic membrane potential; NMDA glutamate receptor activity. The transcript has 13 exons. The coding region runs from base 1019 to 5188 and encodes 1389 amino acids. NCBI's taxonomy places the organism in Eukaryota, Metazoa, Chordata, Actinopteri, Syngnathiformes, Syngnathidae.